Rhodamnia argentea is the source of this 2412-nucleotide messenger RNA. RefSeq names its product protein TRANSPORT INHIBITOR RESPONSE 1. NCBI's taxonomy places the organism in Eukaryota, Viridiplantae, Streptophyta, Magnoliopsida, Myrtales, Myrtaceae. Gene Ontology annotation, cellular component: SCF ubiquitin ligase complex. Gene Ontology annotation, biological process: SCF-dependent proteasomal ubiquitin-dependent protein catabolic process. The transcript has 3 exons. Gene Ontology annotation, molecular function: protein binding. Bases 75 to 1979 code for a protein of 634 amino acids. The record is from RefSeq and is a predicted model, not a curated record.
UAUCUUCUCUCUCUCUCCCUCUCUUUUUCUCUGAGUCUACACUCAAAUUCUCUUACAUACUUGUUGCUCUUUCUAUGUAUUUUUGCCAUUUUAUGCAGCUCACAGACAACCAAAGACUCGCACUGAGCUCCUCUGUAUGCCCAUCCAGAUCUAACCCCACUUCUCUCUCUCUCUCUCUCUCUCUCUCUCAGCCAAUCAAGAAGCCAAGCUCCAUUCUUUGCUCGCGAGUUUUCAUGGCGCACUUGUUCCCGGAGGAGGUGCUGGAGCACGUGUUCUCCUUCAUCGGCUCCGACAGGGACCGCAAUGCCAUCUCCCUGGUGUGCAAGUCGUGGUAUGAGAUCGAGCGCUGGUGCCGGAGGCGCGUCUUCGUCGGCAACUGCUACGCCGUCAGCCCCGCGGCCGUCGUCCGGCGCUUCCCGGAGGUGAGAUCCGUGGAGCUCAAGGGCAAGCCCCACUUCGCCGACUUCAACCUCGUCCCCGAGGGCUGGGGCGGCUACGUCUCCCCCUGGAUCGCCGCCAUGGCCCGCGCCUACCCUUGGCUCGAGGAGAUUCGGCUCAAGAGGAUGGUGGUCACCGACGACAACUUGGAGCUGAUCGCCAGGUCGUUCAAGAACUUCAAGGUCUUGGUUUUGUCCUUUUGCGAGGGGUUCUCCACAGGCGGGCUCGCCGCCGUUGCCGCUAAUUGCAGGAACUUGAGGGAGCUUGACUUACGGGAGAGUGAAGUGGAAGAUAUGGGUGGACAUUGGCUCAGUCAUUUCCCCGAUUCAUAUACGUCACUCGUAUCCCUCAACAUUUCCUGCUUAGGCUCCGAGGUGAGCUUCUCUGCCUUGGAGCGCCUGGUGGGUCGCUGCCCCAACCUGAGGUCUCUCCGACUUAACCGCACUGUGCCUCUUGAUCGCCUUGCCAAUUUACUUCGACGGGCCCCACAGUUGGCUGAAUUAGGCACGGGCGUUUACUCUGCUGAACUGAGGUCAGAUGAUUUCUCGAAUCUAGUUGGCGCUCUAGCUGGCUGCCGAGAGCUGAGAAGUCUGUCUGGCUUUUGGGAUGUAGUACCUGCUUAUCUUCCAGCUGUAUAUCCCCUAUGCUCAGGGCUUACAUCGUUGAACUUGAGCUACGCUACCAUCCAAAGCUCUGAACUUACAAAACUUAUCAGUCAAUGUCACCGUCUGCAGCGCCUAUUGGUACUUGAUUAUAUUGAAGACAGCGGUUUGGAAGCCCUGGCUGCGUCUUGCAAAGAUUUACGGGAAUUGAGGGUGUUUCCUUCUGAGCCCUUCAACCGUGAACCAAAUGUAUCUUUAACAGAGCAGGGCCUCGUGUCAGUGUCUGAGGGUUGCCCCAAGCUUCAGUCAGUUUUGUACUUCUGCCGCCAGAUGUCUAAUGCGGCCUUGGUUACCAUAGCUCGGAACCGUCCUAACAUGACUCGAUUCCGACUUUGUAUCAUUGAACCACGUUGCCCUGAUUAUUUAACUCUUGAGCCACUCGAUACAGGCUUUGGAGCCAUUGUCCAACAGUGCAAGGAUCUCAAGCGUCUCUCUCUAUCAGGUCUUCUAACCGACCGCGUGUUUGAGUACAUAGGGACUUAUGCGAAGAAGCUUGAGAUGCUUUCUGUGGCAUUCGCUGGAGACAGUGACUUGGGACUGCACCAUGUGCUAUCGGGGUGCGACAGUCUUAGAAAAUUAGAGAUCCGGGACUGCCCGUUUGGUGACAAGGCGCUCUUGGCCAAUGCUGCAAAGCUGGAGACAAUGCGAUCCCUUUGGAUGUCUUCUUGCUCAGUGAGCUUCGGAGCAUGUAAGCUGCUUGGUCAGAAGAUGCCCAGGCUUAAUGUUGAAGUCAUUGACGAGGAAGGCCACCCGGAUUCGAGGCCUGAAAGCUGCCCUGUUGAGAAGCUUUACAUCUAUAGAACGGUUGCGGGGCCGAGGUUCGACAUGCCUGAUUUUGUUUGGACAAUGGAUGAGGAUUCUGCUCUGAGGCCUUCUUGACAGGUUUCGUUCAACCGCUUGCUUUUUUUCCUCGUGCCCCUAUGAUGUGGUGACUGCGACGGUCAAAGCAGGUACUUGCUCUUCACUGCCCUCUUUCAUGCAGGUCUAAUUUCUUGUUAGCUUAGUAUUAGCAGCUGUUAUUGGUGUGACAUUAGCUGUGGGAAAGGUAUACGGAGGCUCAAGAGCUCUCUAGCCGAAGAUUUUGCACUUGGCUGAGCUAUGGAUACCAAUGCAUUGUUAAAUAAAAGGGGAACCUUUUUGUUGUUCUUGUAGCUGUUGUUGUUGUAUGUGUAUCAAGACAUGGUAAUUUAAUUUGGGCUAGCAUUGUUGUAUGCUCCUUCCAGACUUCAUAAACGUUUAAGGCGAUUGACAUUGGACUUGUCUUGUUAAUGUGAGAGAAACCUUCCCAGGAAAUGAGGUAUUAGAUUCGGCA